AUGUCGCAAUUUAAACUCUCUGCAGUGCUAAAAGGGCAUAAUAGCGACGUCCGCGCCGUGUUACAUCCAGAUCCCUCGUUCGCGUUGACAGCCUCUCGAGACGGGUCGACCAAACUAUGGAAAAAGACCAAUGAAAGCCCACCUAACUUCGAGCCCGACGAAUUAUCACAUGGAAGCCAAUUUAAGACAUGUCUAUCAUAUAUGCCUCCUUCGAAAGAAUACCCUGAGGGUCUGGUGGUUUCUGCUGGUCAGGAUACCCUCAUCGAAGCACGGCAACCAGGUACUACAGCCGAGGCGAAUGCUGACGUGAUGAUGGUUGGCCAUUCGAACCAGGUAUGCUCUUUGGAUGUGUCUGAAAGAGGUGACUUCAUAGUCAGUGGUAGCUGGGAUAGCACGGCAAAAGUCUGGAGUAUUGGGAACUGGGAGGUAGCAUUGGAUCUGCCAGAUCAUACUGCAACAGUUUGGUCUGCUAUUGCAUACGACCGAGAGACCAUUGUCACAGGCUGUGCGGACCGUGCGAUAAGAGUGUUCACCACAAGCGGUAAGCAAUUAGUGAGCUUCGAUGGUCGGGAUGUGGUGCGUGCGCUUGUCAAAAUCGAUGGCCAUCCCACUGGCGCUCAGAUAGCUUCUGCAAGCAACGAUGGUAUUAUACGGUUGUGGACUUUGGACGGGAAGUUGAGAGGAGAACUGCACGGCCACGAAUCUUUCAUCUACUCCCUCACUGUCCUACCUACCGGCGAGAUUGUGAGCUCAGGCGAAGAUAGGUCGAUACGAGUUUGGAAGAACACCGAAUGUGUACAAGUCAUCACUCUCCCAGCAAUAUCUGUGUGGUCGGUGUCAGCAUGUACCAAUGGCGACUUGAUAGCAGGAUCGAGCGACAAAAUUGCAAGAAUACUUACAAGAGAAGCGGAGCGACAAGCUGAUCCUGCCACGAUCGCCGAGUUCGACAAUUUAGUACAAUCUUCCGCAUUGCCAAAACAACAGGUCGGCGACAUCAACACCACAGAUUUGCCUGGCCCUGAAUUUCUGACACAAAAGUCUGGUACAAAAGAAGGCCAAACCGCUAUUGUCAAGGAUGAGAGUGGUCAACCUACAGUCUACCAAUGGUCGGUAGCUCAGCGAACUUGGGUCAAGGUUGGACAAUUAGUGGACUCGGCCGCCUCAAGCAACAAGAUCAUGUAUAAUGGUAAAGAAUACGAUUACGUCUUCGACGUCGACAUUGAGGAUGGUAAACCUGCCUUGAAGCUCCCUUUCAAUGCUACGCAGAAUCCCUACGAAGCUGCGACAAAAUUUCUGCAGGACAAUGAGCUACCCAUGUCAUACCUGGAGGAGACGGCAAACUUUAUCAUCAAGAACUCCCAAGGUGCCCAGCUAGGCCAACAAGCCCCCACAGGAGCAGAUCCAUGGGGCACAGAAAAUCGAUAUCGACCAGGAGAAGUCCCUCAAUCCACCUAUAAGCCUCCAGCCCCGCAAGAAUCAGCCGCUAGGUCAACUCUCCCGCAGAAGGAGUACCUGCCGAUUGUGCUCGGCAAGCCCAGUGCAGCAUUGAGUCAGAUCUCAAAGCUAAACUCGACAUCCACGCAGCCUCUGUCGCAGCAAGAUAUCGAGUCCAUAUCGAAAUUGGUUGCUAUACUGGACAAGCACAAUUUUCAGGCGAAGCCCUCGUUACAGUCGUCAGCAAUCGCACCAGCACUGGGUCCUCUUCUCCAAAUAAUAGCGACUUGGGAACCGCUCAAGACCAGACUUGCGGCCCUCGAUCUCUUUCGCUUCAUUGCAGCUGCCACGGCCGACUUCCCAGUUCCAGAGGACGAAUCGCUUACGUUGCUGUUUCAGUCACCAAUCUUCAAUGCUGAUAUAGUGCAAGAAAAUAACAAGCUCGCAAUGGUUGGCUAUCGCUGUUUUGCAAAUUUGAUCUACGGCUCUGAUACAGGCAGAGUGGUAACUCAGGUGUACAUGGACGAUGUUCUCCGCCACCUCAAAACUGGCGCACAAAGCAUGGUCUCUACGGUUGACGUCUCUUUCGCUGUCGCUCAUGCCACACUCGCACUGAAUCUUGCUGUCCUCAUCAUCAGCGAGAAGACGGACCAGUCCCAGCGGCAGGCAUUAGAGCUUGUGGAAGUGCUAAGCCAAGUCCUGAACAUUCUGCCUGCAGUUAAUCAUAGCGAGAACGCGAAUCCAUUAGCACAGACUACCGAGCCUGCUUACCGAGCGCUGAUGGCCCUAGGCACGAUUGUCUUUGGCUUUAAGAACAAUGACGAUGUUAAGAAGGCAUGCAAGAGCAUGUACGAGGUUGAUCAAUUAAUCGAAGGGCUGAGGAAAAAGAAAUACACCGACGAGCCACGAUUUAAGAGGGUAGUCGGUGAAGUUGGGCGGGUUCUCAAAUGA
Messenger RNA from Lithohypha guttulata, 2385 nucleotides. It is a transcript of the gene lub1, whose product is annotated as WD repeat protein Lub1. Gene Ontology annotation, biological process: proteasome-mediated ubiquitin-dependent protein catabolic process; ubiquitin recycling. The record is from RefSeq and is a predicted model, not a curated record. Gene Ontology annotation, molecular function: ubiquitin binding. The transcript has a single exon. The coding region runs from base 1 to 2385 and encodes 794 amino acids. Gene Ontology annotation, cellular component: nucleus; cytoplasm. Lineage: Eukaryota; Fungi; Ascomycota; Eurotiomycetes; Chaetothyriales; Trichomeriaceae.